This is a messenger RNA of Phoenix dactylifera (date palm), 2269 nucleotides long. NCBI's taxonomy places the organism in Eukaryota, Viridiplantae, Streptophyta, Magnoliopsida, Arecales, Arecaceae. The record is from RefSeq and is a predicted model, not a curated record.
GCCAUGUAGUCCCAAAGAAACUCUUCCAAGGGCCCAAUACCAACAAACACUUCUCUUUGUGUGAGAGUGGCAACAACUCAUUACAGCAGAGAUGUCUUUCCUUCUCACAGCUGCGCCCAGAGCUCUCCAAUUUAUGGCCGUUGGAAAGGUAGCAACAUCACCAGCCUUUAAUGCCUCCAUCCAACUCCAAAGUCCUAACAGCUUUCGUGAAACCCGCCCCAAAAGCGCAGCUCUUUCCCCUCCCUUCCCCAAUGAAAGCUUCGGCUUCCAAGUCUCGAGUCCUGUUCCCAUCCUUCCCCUGUCUCCAAGAGAGCUGGAAGGAGCCCCAACUGCCCAUCUGUUGCUCAACUGCAAUGCCGGCUUCUUGUCUUGUUACUGUGAGCUUUGGGCGAAAGAAUUAGAGAAGUUCAAGUGGGGGUAGUGCAGGCUUUGGAGUCUCCGACACGAAAGCCGGGUGUUUUAUUAUUGUUUGGGGUAGAUGACCAAAACUCUAACGGCAAUCACAAAGUGUGUGGUGCUGGAAAGAAGAUGGUUGGCAGCGUUGAAAGGGAUCAUGGUUCUCUUCACUGGAACGGAUCUAUUGACUGCUCCAGUGGUGCUGAAGAAAGGCUUGAUGAGCUCCGUCGCCUUCUCGGCAAGUCCGAUGGCGAUCUGUUAAAGAUUGUCGGCAUAGGUGCUGGUGCCUGGGGCAGUGUGUUUGCUGCGCUCUUGCAAGAUGCUUAUGGUCAUUUUCGUGAAAAGGUCCAGAUUAGAAUAUGGAGAAGGGCCGGGAGAUCGGUUGACAGGUCGACAGCAGAGCAUCUAUUUGAGGUAAUCAACUCUAGGGAGGAUGUUCUAAGGCGUUUGAUACGACGGUGUGCAUACUUGAAAUAUGUUGAAGCAAGGCUCGGGGAUCGGACACUGUAUGCAGAUGAGAUCUUGAGGGAUGGUCUCUGCUUGAACAUGAUUGACACACCACUCUGCCCAUUGAAGGUUGUGACCAAUUUGCAGGAGGCAGUGUGGGAUGCUGAUAUCGUAGUCAAUGGUCUGCCUUCCACAGAGACCCAUGAAGUGUUUAAGGAGAUCAGUAGAUACUGGAAGGAGAGAAUUACUGCUCCACUUAUAAUCUCUCUGGCGAAGGGUAUUGACGUAGGUUUAGAUCCAGUCCCACGGGUAGUAACACCUACACAGAUGAUUAGAUGUGCAACUGGAGUUCCAGUUGAGAACAUUCUUUAUCUCGGGGGCCCAAACAUUGCUUCAGAGAUUUAUAACAAGGAAUAUGCUAAUGCUCGAAUAUGUGGAUCUGAUAAGUGGAGGAAACCUCUUGCUAAGUUUUUGAGGCAGCCACAUUUCAUUGUGUGGGAUAAUGGUGAUCUCGUCACUCAUGAAGUUAUGGGUGGUCUGAAAAAUGUAUAUGCCAUUGGUGCUGGGAUGGUAGCAGCUCUGACAAAUGAGAGUGCAACAAGCAAAUCUGUGUACUUUGCACACUGCACUUCUGAAAUGAUAUUUAUUACUCAUCUAUUGGCAGAACAACCAGAGAAACUUGCUGGUCCAUUGCUAGCUGAUACCUAUGUAACUCUUUUAAAAGGUCGCAAUGCAUGGUAUGGCCAAAUGCUAGCAAAAGGGGAGCUGAGCCCUGAUAUGGGUGAUAGCAUCAAAGGGAAAGGGAUGAUUCAGGGCGUCUCUGCAGUUGAUGCUUUUUAUGAGCUUCUCAGCCAGCCUAGCUUGAGUGUGUUGCAUCCUGAAGAAAACAAGCCUGUUGCUCCAGUUGAGCUGUGCCCCAUCCUCAAAACACUCCACAGAGUUCUAAUAAAAAGGGAAGUUUCUACACAGGCCAUUCUUCAAACAUUAAGAGACGAAACCAUGAACGAUCCUCGUGAACGGAUUGAGAUUGCACAAAGCCAUGCCUUCUACAGACCAUCUCUUCUUGGCCAACCUUAAUAGCAUCAGUUGAUCAAGGAAUAAAAAAUUGAAAACUGGUCCUCCUUGUUAUUCUGUCAAUAUUAGUUUGAUAUGUGAUGAGCUUGUUAGAGCUGGUAGUGCAUAUUUUAUUCAGUUAAUAAGGAAUUCUUUGCCUGUCGCUCUGAACUAUAUUUAGGCGAGCUUGAUUUACUUUCUAUUUGUUAUGUAAACAAGAAGGCAUCCAAUUGAAGCUCAAGACGAUAUCGAAAUCCUAUGCAUCGUGUUUGCACAAAUAGAAAGCUACUGCUGUUUGUAAGAGGAGAAUUAAUUUCUUUAUUUAUAUCUAAGAUGAUGUACAAGGCCAUGUGUGAAAAUAGUUUCAGAUCAA